Messenger RNA from Juglans regia (Persian walnut), 2179 nucleotides. Its product is annotated as serine/threonine-protein kinase STY46-like. Gene Ontology annotation, molecular function: protein kinase activity; ATP binding. Gene Ontology annotation, biological process: protein phosphorylation. NCBI's taxonomy places the organism in Eukaryota, Viridiplantae, Streptophyta, Magnoliopsida, Fagales, Juglandaceae. The record is from RefSeq and is a predicted model, not a curated record. The transcript is spliced from 16 exons. Bases 285 to 2024 code for a protein of 579 amino acids.
ACACUCUCGCAGCCUCGCUAGUCGCUAGUACCAUAAAAAGGGGAAAAUCUAUCUGUUAACACCAUUUUUUUCUCCGAUUUCGUCUGAAACCUUUUCUCAAAUCUGCGUUUCCGUCUAAACAAAGCUCGUCAUUGUUUCACUUACCCAAAAACAAAAAAGGCUCGUCAUUGCUUUUGUGUUCUGCAAAAUCGUCCACUUACACGUAAACCAAACACCGAAAAGAUCUCUCUCUCUCAUUCAUUUUCUCGCUGCUUUUGUUUAGUUUCGUUUCGGUUUGGUCUUCAAUGGUGAUGGAGGACACGGAGAGCUGUGCGAGUAUGGCGCACGAUGCGUCGGCGUCCUCGCCGGCAAGGAGUCGGCAGCAGCGGCAGAAGCUCGAGGUGUACAAUGAGGUUCUCCGUCGGCUUAGGGAUUCAGACAACGAGGAGGCUUUUCAGACUGGCUUCGACGACCAGCUUUGGUCUCACUUCAAUCGCCUCCCCACUCGUUAUGCGUUGGAUGUGAAUGUACAGAGACCAGAAGAUGUUCUUAUGCACAAGAGAUUGCUGCAUUUGGCUCAGGAUCCCGCAGAUAGGCCUGCAAUUGAAGUCCACCUUGUGCAGGUUCAUUCAACUUCUGAUGGGAAUGCAGCUUACUCUGUGCAUUCAGAUUUUCCUGGUGAAGAAGCUGCCCAAAGUAAAAUAAACGGCUCUAACAGACACAGCAUCCACCCACCACCUGCCUUUGGUUCAUCUCCUAAUCUUGAAGCCCUUGCGCUUGAAGCAGAUAAAUCUCUUGCUCUAGAUGAGGAGAAUUCAGUACAUGCUAGCACUUGGUUUUCACAGCCCAUGCAUGAAAUUACCUUCUCAUCAGAUGACAAACCCAAACUCCUUAGUCAGUUGACUUCCCUGCUUGCUGAGAUGGGACUAAACAUCCAAGAGGCACAUGCUUUUUCAACAGUGGAUGGUUAUUCCUUAGAUGUAUUCGUUGUUGAUGGUUGGCCUUAUGAGGACACAGAGCAGCUUAAAACUACAUUGGAAAGGAAACUUUUGAAAAUCGAGAGGCAAGCUUGGCCAAAUGCUGGACCAUCAGUUUCUGUAGGCGAGCUGGAUCAAACAGUAAUAAAAUGUGAACCUGAUCAUUUGACAAUACCUAAUGACGGGACUGAUGUAUGGGAAAUUGAUCCUAAGCAUUUGAAGUUUGAAAACAAAAUUGCAUCUGGGUCAUACGGGGAUCUGUACAAAGGUACAUACUAUUGUCAGGAAGUGGCUAUUAAAGUUCUCAAGCCUGAGCGUGUGGAUUCAGAUAUGCAGAGAGAGUUUGCACAGGAAGUCUUUAUUUUGAGGAAAGUUCGACAUAAGAAUGUUGUACAAUUUAUAGGUGCAUGUACCAAGCCUCCAAGUGUGUGCAUUGUAACAGAGUUCAUGUCUGGUGGAAGUGUCUAUGACUAUUUACAUAAACAAAAGGGUGUUUUCAAGCUUCCGUCCUUGCUCAAAGUUGCAAUUGAUGUUUCCAAGGGAAUGAACUACUUGCACCAAAAUAAUAUUAUCCACAGAGAUUUGAAGGCUGCUAAUCUUUUGAUGGAUGACAAUGAGGUUGUUAAGGUAGCUGAUUUUGGGGUUGCAAGAGUAAAACCUCAAACUGGGGUUAUGACUGCAGAAACUGGGACUUAUAGGUGGAUGGCCCCUGAGGUUAUUGAACACAAGCCAUACGAUCACAAGGCUGAUGUUUUUAGUUUUGGAAUUGUAUUGUGGGAGUUGCUAACUGGAAAGCUUCCAUACGAAUAUUUAACCCCAUUGCAAGCAGCUGUUGGAGUGGUUCAAAAGGGUCUACGGCCUACCAUCCCAAAGAACACUCAUCCAAAGCUUGUUGAGUUACUUGUGAGAUGCUGGGAGCAAGAUCCAGCAUUGAGACCAGACUUCUCUGAAAUUAUAGAGAUCCUGCAGCAAACGGCCAAGGAGGUCGGAGAUGAAGGGGAGGAACGACGCAAGGAAAAGUCAUCUGGAGGCUUCUUGUCUGUUCUUAGACGGGGCCAUGUACAGUGAAAGAGAGGUAAUGAUGCUGCUUAACAUGGACUUCAGAAAUUAUUGUGUGCUGACACUUUAUUGCCACCUUUACCAUCAGCAUGUACAGUAUAUUGUCCACUUGAUCGAAUUUUUAUUUAUUUAUUUUUAUUUAUUCUAAAUUAUCUCUUCUGAUA